Molecule: messenger RNA, 1438 nt
Organism: Haliotis rufescens (red abalone)
Lineage: Eukaryota; Metazoa; Mollusca; Gastropoda; Lepetellida; Haliotidae
Product: chromatin modification-related protein MEAF6-like
Exons: 7
Coding region: 71-646 (191 amino acids)
Cellular component (GO): NuA4 histone acetyltransferase complex
Source: RefSeq, a predicted model, not a curated record
CGCAGUGGGUUUCGAGAAUGGGGCAAUAUUAUCGCUGUCGGGAGCUUCCUCUUGUCAAACUAGUCUAAAAAUGGCCGCCAUGAAGAAUACUCACCCAAUAGAUACCCGUGCGGAAUUAGUCGAGUUAGUGCGACGCCGGGCAGAAAUUGCUGAUACACUAGCAAACCUAGAACGUCAGAUCUACGCAUUUGAAGGGAGUUACCUGGAGGACACACAGUUGUAUGGCAACAUAAUCCGUGGCUGGGACCGAUACCUCUCCAACACCAACCGCAAUACUAACAGUAAGGCAGACAAGAGGAAUCGCAAGUUUAAGGAGGCAGACCGGUUGUUUUCCAAGUCGUCCGUUACUUCUGCAGCAGCUGUGAGUGGUGUAGCCGACCAGCAGGAGAAACGAGAGCCGCCCAGCCCUGACUCCCAGAACAAUCAGAAUAGCGCCAACACACCCAACUCCACUUUAGCCGCCGCAGCUGCCAAUGGCAACAGCCAAUCCAGUAAUGCCAGCAGCAAUGGCAACCACAUCCCUCCCCAGACCAACCACUCCGGCAAGGUGCUGAAGGCCAACGCUGUCCGACACAAGAAGAGCAAGAACAAGGCCAGACACAGGCUGGAGGUGAAGCUACGGAAAGGGAAAGAGGGAGGUGACUAACACAGGGGGCAGUGAGAGAUGUGAUGAGCUUUGAUGUGUGUGGACACUGUUGGUUUACUGACUGACCGGAACUUGGCCAUCUCUGACAGUGACCAGGAACAGUGGUGUCACCUUGCUCAACUUCAGCUCCAGUGGAGCAUGCAAGGAAUGACUCUUGAUUUUAUCAUUGUGUAUAUACAAGUAGCCAACAAGCCCAGCAGUCUCCAAUCGGAGAAGACAUACUUGACGUCCUGGAGGAUUGUCUUGAGAUCUCUGCAUGAGAUGCUGUGUAGAUGGACAUCUGUGACCAGGGAGUCUGGUUCACUUACAGGUUGUGUGUCCUGGCCUGCGUUCAGUAGCCAGUAGAUCACUAGAUGCAUUUAAUAAGUAUUUGAAGAAAUAUUUCCCUGCACUAUACAUAGCAAUGUUUGGCAAUGGAAACAGCAGUUGGUCCAGGUUCAGUGGUGGUUAUACAGGGAUGAGAAUGGGAUUUUAGACAAACAAUAUUAGCACUGGAACUUGGUCAGAGUCUGGGGAACUAUAUGAUUUUAUAUGCAUAAUGUAAUGGCGUGUAUAUCAGAAGUGACCCUUGACAUGACGUAAUCGGAGGAAAAUUCUCAUCCCUGGUUAUGUUACAAGUACCAGAUUUGAGAGAUCCGAUAACACUUUGACAGUCAUGUUGUAAUUAGGAUAUUUCAUUUUGGAAAAUAUGAUUGUCUAAUGUUUCAUUGAUGCACCUCAACAGUAAGUCGUCCACUUGAUUGGGUCCUGUUAAUGUUUCCAUUUUCAUUGUAAUAAAUCAUCAGAAUGUUA